Messenger RNA from Rhipicephalus sanguineus (brown dog tick), 1749 nucleotides. RefSeq names its product xaa-Arg dipeptidase. NCBI's taxonomy places the organism in Eukaryota, Metazoa, Arthropoda, Arachnida, Ixodida, Ixodidae. The coding region runs from base 152 to 1258 and encodes 368 amino acids. The transcript has 6 exons. The record is from RefSeq and is a predicted model, not a curated record. Gene Ontology annotation, molecular function: dipeptidase activity.
UCUUGUCCCACGUUUUCCCGCGCUAUUUUCGUUCAUCAGCAGCUUUGUCAUGAGUGACUGAGCUCCGCCACUUGUUGCUCAGACGAAGACGGGGCUUCGCCGUUUGAACUGCUGAUCAUUUCGCGCAUACACUUCAGCGGGGCCUUUUUGCAUGCAGCUACUACGACGAAUCGACCCUAGAAUUGCUCUGGCGCCACGUCGGCAUGUUCCUCGGUCAAGAUGUGCAAAGCAGCGUCUGCUACUUGUUGCCCGCGGACGUCCUCAGCUUCCGGGUCCCACGGUGUGCCUGAUGGCCGAGUACGACGCCCUACCGGACAUCGGCCACGGCUGCGGCCACAACCUCAUCGCCGAGGUAGCCAUGGGCGCUGCAGUGGGUGUCACGGAAGCCAUGAAGCAGUUCAACACCAUCCGCGGCAAGUUGGUCUUGAUGGGAACACCGGCCGAAGAAAGUGCCGGGGGCAAGGUACAGCUGCUCGAGAAGGGAGCCUUCAAGGACAUCGACGCGGCGCUCAUGGCGCAUCCUGGUCUCCAGGAUGUGCUCAAGCUGCACGUCAACGCACGGCGCCAACUGAACGUCCGGUACGAGGGCAAGGCGGCGCACGGCUCCAACUCUCCCUGGAAAGGUUUAAACGCCCAGGAUGCCGCGGUCGCCGCCUACAUCAAUUUGUCCAUGCUGCGGCAGCACACCAAGCCAGCAGACAGGAUACUUGGCGUGGUGAAGCAGUUCGGCGUGCGACCAAACGUCAUCUCAGAGACCAGCAAGCUGCUCUACCACAUCCGGGCGCCCAGCGAUGAUGAGAAGAACGUGCUCGUUGCGCGAGCAACGAAGUGCUUCCAGGCGGCCGCACUGGCCACGGGUUGCGAGAUCGACCUCGAGAAGGGCGUGGAGUACAAGGAGCUCAUCCACAACGAAGCCCUCGUUGAGACCUACAAGAAACACGGUGAGGCUCUUGGUAUGUCAUUCGCGGACGCUGCACCGGGCGUCAACAUCAGCGCCGGCGUGUCCACGGACGCCGGGAAUGUUUCGUACGUGCUUCCCACGAUGCACCCAAGCUUCGACAUCGGCGGCGGCUCUGCGAUGCCCCACACGAGGGCGUUCGCCGAGGCAGCGGCGACCGAGGGUGCGCACCUAGCAGCGCUGCGCGUCGCCAAGGCCCUUGCGCUCACCGCGCUCGACCUCAUGUCGGACCCCGAACUCAUGGCGCGGGCUCAGAGCGACUUCAAGGCUUGGAAGGAAAGCCGUGCGUCGCCCAAGUGAACGCUUCGCUACUGCCACGCUCGUGUGCGCCUUGUACACGCCUGGUGUCUAUCUCCGCUUUCGGCUAACACUCUUAGCUGUCGCCGUCCAAUAGCUGGUUUCUGGCCAUUCACUGGAGUGGCAGGCGAGCGUUGGAAAAGUUAACAAGGACAGAACGUGUGCAUGAACCCGCCCUACUUACCACACCGUUUAUGACGUGGGCGUACCGAGCCGUGGGCACACCGAGCCGUGGGCACACCGAGCCAAAAUGGUCGCUUACAAAGAAACGGCCGCCGCAGGAGCACUAGCAUUCAUUCAUUCAUUCAUUCAUUCAUUCAUUCAUUCAUUCAUUCAUUCAUUCAUUCAUUCAUUCAUUCGUGACCAGCUAUAAAGCAUUACAGUGCUAAAUGUAACUACCAUACUAAUUAUAGACAUCAUCGUGGUCAUCGAUUACUAUACGGUUUGUUUUCUUUUCUCGUUUCUGUAAAAACAAUAAAAACAUCAAAACAUAG